AUUAGAAGUGAAUAUGCACAUAUAAUAAAAGCACUUCGCGAAAAAAAUUAUUUUAUUCUUCUUUAAACGAUCUCAGCAGAUAAUUAAUUACAAGUCUUAUUAUUGUUUAAGUUUACAAAACUUUUUUUACCUUGUUAUUACCAUUCUGCAAUAUUACCAUUCUGUAUUUUAAAUUGUUUUGCAAUAUUUUAAGUCAUAUUUAAACAUUAUUAGUUUAUUAUUCUCAAUUAACGCAUUAACAGGAAAGAAAGAUAAAACUGCCAAAAACAAAACAAAUAAAACACUGAAAUUUAUUAUUUUCAUUUGAUGUUAAUGAUUGAUAUUUUAAAGGAUUUGUUGAUUAUUUAGAAUAAACUGAAAAUUAUCGUUGCAGAUAGUUGGUUUUAUUUAUAUUUAAGAGUUAAAAAUAUGGCUAAUACUACUACAAUUUUGAACCAACCUUUAACUGAGAUAUUUUUUUCCGUAAUUGGAUUGAGUUUUAUGGCAUUCUUUGUUACGUGUAUUAGUUUGUAUUGUUUAAUUAUCACGUACAAAAAUCGAAAACUGCAUACGCCCUCCAAUGUUGCUAUUUGCAGUAUAAUUUUAGCACAUUUAAUUCAAGGAGUUUUUGUUAUUCCUCUGUACGCAUUAAAACGAAGUAAUGUCCGCAUAUUAUUCUUGACUUGUGACACGUUUAGGUUUACUUACAUGUUAACAAACUAUGCUGCAUGUUUAAGCUUGCUCGUGGUGACAUUUGACCGUUACUUGCUAAUGAAAAUUCCUUUAAAAUACCGGAUUAACGUAACUUUAAAACGAACCUAUGUUCUCUUAUUGGGCACAUGGACAUAUACGCUGAUAUUAUGUUUAAUACCUUUUUCAAAUAAUAAAAACCAAUCAGGUUGUUUGUAUAACCCAACAAAUAUAUGGACAACAUCUAUGCUGAUUAGCAACAGAUGUGUUCCAUUGAUCUUUUCUAUUAUAAUUUAUAUGAUGAUAUUUAAAAAAUCCAGAGCGAUGCGUAAGGAUCAAACAGUUAACGAUAAUCAGAAGUGCUUUUAUAUAAACAAAUCUAAUCGAGUGUUUUUGAUUAUAACCUGUUUUUUAAUAUGUUGGGGUCCUAGUGUUGUAUAUUAUUUGCUAGAAUCUUUAUGUUACAGAAGUUGCUUCAACAAAAACUAUCAUGAAAAUCUAAGUGAGAAUUACGUCAAACUAGUUAUAAAAAUGAUGACGUUUAUGGAUGGUAUUUUUGCACCUUUGUUUUACUGCAUUGGAAAUCGCAGCUUUCAAAAAGCUUCCGAUGAGUCUAAAAAAAAGUUAAAAUUCACUUUCGGAAAUUGGAUACACUUUUAAUACUUUGAUUAUGCAUUGAUGCGUUACAAAUAUCAAAAUUUAAAAUUAACUCGUUUUUGAAAAUGAAGAAAAAAAUUAUAAAUAACCAAGUUCAUUUGUUUUAGUAAUUGAUCUGCAAAGCCAUUUAUUU
Messenger RNA from Hydra vulgaris (swiftwater hydra), 1459 nucleotides. RefSeq names its product octopamine receptor beta-2R. Gene Ontology annotation, cellular component: membrane. Lineage: Eukaryota; Metazoa; Cnidaria; Hydrozoa; Anthoathecata; Hydridae. Gene Ontology annotation, biological process: G protein-coupled receptor signaling pathway. The record is from RefSeq and is a predicted model, not a curated record. Gene Ontology annotation, molecular function: G protein-coupled receptor activity.